UUCCGCGCGCACUCAUAGCCGGUUAUCGUUUGCGCCGUAUUUACGCACGAAGGUGUAUACCUACCUAAAGUUAAACAAUUUCCUGAGAAUGCUGUGUAUUUAAAUAAUAAUGGCAAGAAAGAUCGUCAUAAAUGAGUUUUUGACUUUUAUACAAAAUAAAAUUGACGUACUAGACGAGUUAAGUAUUGUGCAAAUAUGUGCGACUAACUUUACGGAGGCAGAGAUCGAGACAGGUAAAACUACCUUAUUUGACUGUCUUCCUGAUGGUAACAGAUGCGUUACUAGAAAGGGGGACGAAAAAAACAAGAAGAACAUCAAGGAUGUCAUUAAGUUAUUUCAUGCGACGGCCCCCGAGCUGCAGCCGAUCUUCGUGGCGCAGGACCUGAACCGACUGCCUCCCGUGUCGUUCGAUCAUGUGGACGUCACAAGGCUACUGAAAGACCUAGUUUUAUUGAAAAAUGAACUGCAUAGUUUACGUAAUGACACGAUCUCCAAGUCGGAGAUGACAUUGUUUGAGACGAAAGUAUACACGGAUAUAAAUAAUUUAAAAUCUUAUACGACUAUGCCGGAAAUGCAAACAGAUACGCCCAAUAGGCAGUACUCAAAACCUAGGCCUAGGCUACAACAACGGGAAGACUGUAAGACGAAAUUAAAUGAAUCCACCAAAAAUAAUGUAAAUAGCGGGCGGCUGUCGCAAUCGUCACCGAUAGCGAGUGCGGAGAUAAGAGCGGAACCGGUCCACACGCCGACCUACCGCGACAUCGCCCUGCGGCCCGCGCAGACGCAAGCGAAACCGACCCGUCGGACUGCUGUAAAUAAACACGACGAUAGCUUCAUACUCGUUGAGCGUAAGAAGCGAAGCAAACCAAAAAACAGUAACAUGAUUGGUACCGCACAGAUGUCUACUAAAAUACAAGUAGCGGACAUGACUUCGGCGAUUUACGUUUCUAGACUUAAAAAGUCGAGUACUGUCGAGCACCUGAAGGAGCACAUAUCUGACAUGGGCGAGCAAUGCGUUAACGUCGAGUUACUGCAGCAGAAGCAAGAAACGAAUUUUAAUUCCUUUAAAGUCACUGUACCCCGUAGUAAAUUAAAUACCUACCUAUCAGCAGAAUUCUGGCCGGAGGGUGUCAUGUACCGGAGGUUCCGUGAAGCGUCAUGGACAGCGAAGACAGCAAAAUAAUUUAAUCAUGGAUAGUACAAUAUCUAAAAUCAAAUUGGUAUCUUUCAACUGCAAAUACAUCAAAAGGGCUCUUCCACAUAUCCGAGAACUGUGUGGGAGUUUUGAUGUAAUAGCAUUGCAGGAGACGUGGCUUCUGCCUCACGAGCUCAAUUUUAUGAAUGAAAUUGACGAUGAUUUCAACAGUACAGCCAAAUCAUCGGUGGACACGUCAGCGGGAGUCCUUCGAGGAAGACCUUACGGCGGCGUGGCCCUCAUGUGGCGCAAGUCUACGUUUCCCGAUGUAUCGGUGAUAGAAUGCUCCAGUGAUAGAGUGGCGGCGAUUAAAAUAUGUGUUGAUGAACGUUCGUUCAUAGUGU
Messenger RNA from Plutella xylostella (diamondback moth), 1539 nucleotides. NCBI's taxonomy places the organism in Eukaryota, Metazoa, Arthropoda, Insecta, Lepidoptera, Plutellidae. The record is from RefSeq and is a predicted model, not a curated record.